Molecule: messenger RNA, 3222 nt
Organism: Eimeria acervulina
Lineage: Eukaryota; Apicomplexa; Conoidasida; Eucoccidiorida; Eimeriidae
Product: CMGC kinase, CDK family, putative
Exons: 9
Coding region: 1-3222 (1073 amino acids)
Biological process (GO): regulation of gene expression; signal transduction; protein phosphorylation
Cellular component (GO): cyclin-dependent protein kinase holoenzyme complex; cytoplasm; nucleus
Molecular function (GO): cyclin-dependent protein serine/threonine kinase activity; ATP binding; cyclin binding
Source: RefSeq, a predicted model, not a curated record
AUGCAGCAGCAGCUUCAGCUAUUUGGAUGUUACGCGGAUAAAGGCAUAAUAUCGUUUAAUUUGUUAGUUUUAAUUUUUCUUUACUUUCACUUGGAUUUCGGCUUCUUAGCCCCGGCCUUUAUUGCAGACCCUCUCGGCGCACUCGUAGGCAAAGCAAUCAAAACCCCCAAGUGGAUUGGAGAAAAAACCGUUGGAGGUUCUGUAGCGGUGUUUAUCGGCGCAUUUAUCUCUGCCUUCCGCGCAAAGGGUUUAGCAGUGCGCUGGGGUUUAGCUGCAGGCUGUGCACUCUUAGAAGCAGCCGGGGGCUCUCUUGAUAAUUUAGUUAUGAAUAUCCCUGUCUUCGCUUACUACUGGGCUACUGUUGCAGCUGCCAAGCAAGGGCAGGCAGUGGUGUACAUGCAUACCAGUGGACCCUCUCUGCUUCUCGCAGUGUUGAGAAGCAACAAUAUCUGCCCAUACAGUGUCUUCAUUGCAUUGCACCGCAGCAGCAGCAGCUACAGCAACAGCAGCAGCAGCCAGCAACGGCAGCAGCAGCAGCCGAUGCCGAGCAGCAACUCUCAGUAUGGGGCCCCAUCAGGGUCUUGCGGCAGCCCUCGGCCCCCUCUUCCUCCCGACUCCGGGGGCCCCUCUGGGGGCCCCCCAACUGCUGCUGCGCUGCAGGGGGCCCCCCAGCAAGUUGGUGCAAGCAGGGUACAGCAGGGGGGGCCCCAGAGGCCCCCUGAAGUCAGCGGGGGCUUCCAUAGAGAGGCCCGCCUUCCCCUUAGACCCGUUGAAAAUCUGCACGUGAACAGGAAGUCUAAACAUAGAGAGCUGCAGCCACUGAAACACAAACAGCAGCAGCAGCAGCAGCAGCAGCAACAACAAGGGGGCCAGCAUGAAGAACGCACGCGAGAAGUGGGUCUCAAGAAGCUGCAGCAGGAGCAGCAGGAGCAGCAGGAGCAGCAGCAGCAGCAGCAAGAACAGCAGCAGCAGGAAGGAAGUGGCACCCGAGUGAAGCGAAAACAGCACGGCGCCACAGCACGAGCAGCAGCAGCAGCAGCAGCAGCAGCAGGCACAGCAGCGGAGGAAGUUCCAGCAGCAUUAACCACAGCAGCAGCAGCAACAACAACAACAGCAGGAGCAGCAGCAGCAGGUGUAGCGUCCGGCGGAGAAGCAUUAGCAGCAGGUGCAUCAACAGCUCCAGGAGCCUCCACAGCAGCAGCAGCAGCAGCAGCAGCAACAGCAGCAGCAACAGCAGCAGAAGGUACUUCAAAAGGUGCUUUUCCUCCUCUAGGAAGCACAAAGAAACCACGUAAACGCCCACUGCAGGCAGCAGCAGCACAGGGGGUAAGUAGGGGCCCCUCUUUUCGUAUUAACAUCGCACUGUAUGGACAGCAGGGGGCCCCCAGCGGGGGCCCCCCUGGGGGCCCCCAGGCAGCAGGAUCCUCUGAUGCUGCUGCUGGCUGCAAAAAGGAGGAAGAAAUAACUGCUGCAGCAGAAGGGAGACUCGCACCUCCAGCAGCAGCAGCAGCAGCAGCAGCAGCAGCAGCAGCAGCAGAAGAGGAAGAAGAAGAAGAAGAUGUAGAGGACCCAGAAGCAACAGCAGAAGCAGAAGCAGCAGCAGCAGCAGCAGCAGCGGGAGCAUCAGGAGCAGCAGCAGCAGCAGCAGGAGAAGCUGUUCCUGUGGCAGUAGCUCGUGCAGCAGAUCCCUUUGCCGCUCUUCCUGCUGCCCCUCUCUCUAUGCGUCCCUCCUCCUCCUCCUCCUCCUCCGCUGCAGCAGCUGCAGCAGCAGCAGCAGCAGCAGCAGAACCUUUAGUUGUGCUAGUAAAGGAUGAUGAAGAGAUAUGGAGGGAGUGGGAGGGCCUUCGCUUACUUGGAGAAGGUGUAUACGGCCGAGUGUAUUUAGUGCAGCACAGACUAACGAAAGAAACUCUAGCAUUUAAGAGAAUGUAUCUGCACUCAAAGAGAAAGGAGAGCAUGACAGAGCAGCAGCAGCAGCUGCUGCAGCAGAAUCAAGAUGCAGAAGCAGCAGCAGCAGCAAGAGGAGGGGGCCCCUUGCCUUCUGUUCUACAGCGAGAAGUAGCUGUUCUUAAAGCAUUAAAAAAUAAAUAUAAUAUUAUCAGCUUACAAAAAGUUUAUAUCGGCAGCCACAGAUGCUAUCUGGGGUUUCCUUUAGUUUUAGGGGGCACCCUAGCAGAGUUUCUACGACGCUGCAGCUCUUGGGCGGAGUAUAUACGCCUCAGCAGCAGCAGCAGCAGCAGCAGUAGUAAUAAUAGUAAUAGUAGUAGUAGUUGCUGCAGCAGCAACAGCAGCAACUGCAGCACAGGAAGUACUGCCAACAGUCAGAAUGCAGCAGCAACUCAGCACUCCUUCAGCCCAUCGAAUUGCUUCUGCCGAGAAAAUCUACUAACAGACACCCCAAACAAGAAGCAGCAGCAGCAGCAGCAGCAGCAGCAGCAGCAGCAGCAGCCGGAGGGAGACGCGGAUAUGUUUGCAGCAAUACAUGAAAGGCGAAUAACUCAUAGAGAUAUUAAACCCGAUAAUAUUUUGCUGCAGUGGCAGGAGCUGCCUAUACACCCCAAACAAGCAGCAGAAACUGCACGCAAAUAUUCCCUCAACUUGCAACGACAAACACCAACAAACAAACAGCAGCAGCAGCAGCAGCAGCAGCAGCAGCAGCAAGAGCAGCAGCAAGAGCAACAGCAGCGUGAGACUGAGGAAGAGUUAUCUGAAGCGCGAGAAGCAGCAGCAGCAGCAGCCAAAGCAGCAGCAGCAGCAGCAGCAGCAGCAGAAGCCAAAGCAGCAGCAGAAGCAGAACAAGAAGAAGCAGAAGAUGAAGAUGAAGAUGAAGAAGAAGGAGAGACAGAUGAAGGAGAGACAGACGGCUUAUCUGUAGAGUGCGUGUUAAUGGAGUGUCUGUGCGGGUCUGAAGUAAUCGAAGGGUCUUGCGAAGUCUCCUGCAUAUUUCGAAUACUGCAAACUUUCGGCACUCCUUCAGAAGAAGAAUGGCCAGAAAUACACAAACUCCCAUUCAUGAGCCGGCUGCUGCCUGUCUUUCCUAAACACCCGCUUGCAAUUGAAGGAGUUCUCGCAGAAAAAGGCAGAGUUGAUGCACUCAGCAGCCCCGCCUGGAUGGAGCUCCUCAACAAGCUGCUGCAAGUGAACCCCGAUCACCGCAUCAGCGCAGCUGAAGCUCUCCGCCUUCCUCUCUUUAAACAACUACCGCCUUCUGCUUAUCUCUAA